CACAGAAAUGAUGACGUGCCGGCUGGGCUCUCGACGGCUGGGUGGCUCCCGGGGCUCGCUGCAGGCUGGCACGGCAUGCUCGGCCGCCAGCGAGCUGGACCUCUCCUCGCGCUCCAGACGCGCACAUAAAGCUAGAUUAAAAUUAUUGGGGGCGAGCGGGGAGGCGCCGCUCCUGAGUGGGUGGCGGAGUACCCCGCACACACCACAUGCGCCAGCGACGCCGGCGCCACAUCACUCACACAAUCACCUCGCACCGGGACAUUGCAAUGGAACUGACAGUGGCAGCAGAGGCGGGCUGCGGCGGCGGUCGACGUACGCGAGCGGGCGGCUGCGCGCGGGCCCGCACUGGUCCUUCGUGUUCGACCCCGCCGGCCGCCUGUGCUACUACUGGUCCAUGGUCGUCUCCUUAGCUUUCCUGUACAAUCUUUGGGUCAUAGUCUACAGGUUCGCUUUUCAGGAGAUAAAUGGCGAGACGCUAAUAGUGUGGUUUUGUUUGGACUACUUUUCUGAUUUCCUUUACCUGGCGGACAUAUUGUUUCACUUCCGAACGGGCUACCUGGAGGACGGGGUGCUCCAGACAGACGCGGCCAAGCUGCGAGCGCACUACAUGAACUCGACCACGUUCUACAUAGACUGUCUGUGCCUACUGCCGCUCGACUUCCUCUACCUCUCCAUCGGGUUCAACUCUAUACUGCGCUCGUUCCGCCUCGUCAAGAUAUAUCGCUUCUGGGCGUUUAUGGACCGUACGGAGCGGCAUACGAACUAUCCAAAUUUGUUUAGAUCGACCAGUUUAAUUCAUUAUUUAUUAGUGAUAUUCCAUUGGAACGGGUGCUUGUACCAUAUAAUAUAUAAAAACAAUGGGUUCGGUAGUAAAAACUGGGUGUAUCAUGACACUGAGACUGCAGAUGUGGUGAAACAAUAUUUACAAAGUUAUUACUGGUGCACGCUAGCGCUCACGACGAUAGGUGACUUGCCUCGACCACGCAGUAAAGGAGAGUAUGUGUUCGUGAUCGCGCAGCUGUUAUUCGGGCUGAUGCUGUUCGCGACCGUGCUGGGCCACGUCGCUAACAUCGUCACCUCAGUCAGCACCGCCAGGAAGGAGUUUCAAGCGAAACUGGAUGGUGUGAAGACAUACAUGCGCAUGCGCCGGGUGCCGACACACUUACAGGUGAAGGUGAUCAAGUGGUUUGACUACUUGUGGCUCACACAGAAGUGCUCCGACGAAGAGAAGGCCGUCUCCUGUCUGCCUGACAAGCUGAAGGCAGAAAUAGCUAUCAAUGUACACUUAGAUACACUAAAGAGGGUGGAAAUAUUUCAAAACACGGAGGCAGGAUUUUUGUGUGAGCUAGUCUUAAGACUUCGACCUGUGCUGUUCUCGCCAGGUGACUACAUCUGCAGGAAAGGCGAAGUCGGGAAGGAGAUGUACAUAGUGAACCGAGGGAAACUCCAGGUGGUAGGCGACAACGGGAAGACCGUUCUCGCAACACUCAAGGCUGGUUCUUAUUUUGGCGAAAUUUCCAUUCUGAACAUGGGCACGGCAGAAGAAAUAUUGUUGUGUGGCAACCGCCGGACAGCAUCGGUGCGAUCUGUGGGUUACUCGGAUCUCUUCGUGCUCAGCAAGAAGGACAUGUGGGACGUGCUCAAGGAGUAUCCAGCCGCCAGGGUGCGGCUCGAGGCGAUCGCUGUCAAGAGACUUGAGAAAUAUAAGAAAGCACCCUUAGAAAAAGUGGCCAUGGGUCGUUGCCAGUCGACGCCCGGACUGGUGGAGACGAGCGGGCGCGUGCCCAUAGAGGACAUGAACCUGCCGCCUGCGCCAGUGCUGCCACCUAUACACCCUUCACACCCGCCUUCUUACCGGGACCAGCUUUAUAGUUCGUCAGUAAGUCCGUUGCGCGUGGCGUCGCCGGUGGCGUCGUGCGCGUCGAGCGCGCGCAGCAGUGGAGCGGGCGGCGGCAGCGUGGCGGCCGCGCCGCGCGUCAUGCUCGACUCGCACGACGCGCUCGAGUGCGAGAUCAAGCGGCUGCGCGAGCGACUCUACACCGUCGAGACUGAGAACGCCGCCAUGUCUGCCAAGCUCAGCCAGCAGCAGUGGGAGGCUGCAAGAAAUAGAGAUGCAGAUUUGCGGCGGCAGCUCGGUGAGCUCGCUGGAGGAGAACGAGCGCAACCGCGAGAGCAUCAUUUAACGGCGCGCCUCGCCCGAGCGCGCCCGCCUGCUGCCCAUGCAGACGUUGCAUCUCGCCGCCGUAUACUGAACCAAUGACCAAAUGUUUAUACUCCCCGCUCCCCCCCAACCCCAACCCCUGUCCCGCCUCCCCCUGUGAACUUGUGAACUUCGAAAGUACAAUGAAUUAGUGUUUUUAUGAGUAAAUAUUAUUACGGAAUAUUUAAAUACGAAUUAACUUUAUCAAAUUUAUAUAUACGUAGUAUAUACGACUCGCUAUAUUUGACGAGUAUCGUGGAGUGAGAUUUUGCCGAGACAAUAUUAUCUUAAAUACGUUAUGGUUUAGGUGUCGAAGUGUAAGAGUGCGUGCAGUGCGCGGAGUGUGCCGGUCACGUUGUACUUGUCUGUCGUUCAUGUCCAACAUGGUGGUCCUGUCUGUUCCCGCAAUGCUGUCUAGUACUGCCGAAUGUUUUCCUGUAGAGAUGGAAGUAUGUGUACAAUGUUAUUGUGUAUCGUAUAAUCAAUAACUGAUACUGUGUGCCAAAAUAAGGCCAAAGUGAAUGUGCUAUGGAUAAGGUUUUUGUGUUAACUCAUAAAUAGAAAAUGUAAUGGAUAUAUUCUUAUCCAUUAAAUUUGAGCUUUAAUUAUUAUAAAAAUCCCGGAAGACUAAUCAUUGACCCAUUUUAAGUGUUAUGUUCCAAUUAACCUGAUCUUUGAUAUAUCGUAACAGUCUAGGGAAUAGUUGAGUCGUCACCAGAUUUGGUAUAACGUAUGUAUAUCGCGGAAUCAUAAUAUUACAUUCUGAAGCAGUUUUGUCAGUUUUAAGAACCUAAAACGACCAUAGUAUGUUGUAAUUUGUUGUAUAAAAUGGAUUUAAUACGUCUAUGAAGUAAGUAGCUUGUAACUGGUAAUGACAUCAGUUUGGUAAUGUAAGGUCAAUACUGCCAAAUAACGUGUAAGUAGAUACAACGUUUUAAUGUAUCAUAUUGACAAUCGACUAACAAUGUUUUGUACUUGUAUUCUUUCGAUUACUGUACCUGUUGGGUUACGACGUAGUUGUGUAACCGCGUCGAUGCGGCCACAUAACUGAAUUUUAUUGUAAAGCUUUUAUAAACAUUAGUUUCAGUAUUACUUUAAGUAUUAUGUUCCGAAAUAGACCAGUACACAUUAUAAAGUGGUACCAAAAUAUGAGAACAAAGUAACGUAACUCAGCUCUAAGCGAAUUGUAAAUAGUUAUUGUAAUAUCUAUGAUACGUGUUUGUAAGCUGUUUUCAUUGACGACCGUUUGUUUUGGAAGCAAAGUUACCCGAUGUGUAUUGAGUAAGGGAAGGAGGGCGUCGUGUAGGCUGCUCGUUUGUGUUCACUCCGUGCCCAGUGCCCAGGUUCAGUUCGUGCGUCGAUCACUUAUACUUAGUUACCGUCGUACUGUUUAUUUCCUAAACGCCCGAAGAAUAUAAUAGAUAGGCGAUAAAAUUUUUAAAACUGUAAAUAAAAUAUUUAUUUAUUGUUAUUAUAUUCCAUAAAUUUUCUUCUUACAUAUUUCUCGAUUAUAAAAUGGUAAGAGAGAUGCAUUAUGCAAUUGAAUACUUAUAUUUAACGAAAAACGAAAGUGCUUUUUAUCAUAAUGACUAGUAGGUUUAUGCGUGUCGCCGGACAGCGGACAGCCGGCCGGGCCACGCGACACCGCGGACCGAUUCCUUUUGUAAUAAUUAUUAUAAGUGCUAAUUCUUUACCUUCACACGAAGCAGACAUGUUCUAAUGCGAUGAUCGUAUUAUUUGGACGGAACUUGAAACGCGGUUCAGUAGUUGUGCAGUAACCAGGCUUGUGCAUCUUAAAUUGGAAAUUCAAUUAUGUAUCGCACAUGAUUCAUUUUAUUGUUAUUAAAAAGAUUAUGAUAAUAAA
Spodoptera littoralis (African cotton leafworm) is the source of this 4064-nucleotide messenger RNA. The record is from the annotation of a GenBank genome assembly. Lineage: Eukaryota; Metazoa; Arthropoda; Insecta; Lepidoptera; Noctuidae.